AUGCAGGUAGGAAUUAAAAUGCUGAGGGCUGAAAGGACGCUGGAAUUUUUCUCCACAGCCAUCAGCCAAGCUGCAAGAGUGCGCGCAUGGAAAACUAGGCGGUCUGGAGUUAACAUCAGUAAAGUGAUCUACUGCGAUAACAACUCCAGCGCCGCUGCGCUCCCGAUUUAUCCGAAGUUACGGCUCGCGCGCGGCGCGGAUGGAGCCGUGGCGGCGGUAAUGAGGUGGGCUGGUGUGGGACCGCAGGACGCCGUGCAGCAUGCAGGGACAGAGCCGAGAGUCUGGACCGCACCGAGCCCUGCUCACCGCAGUGGACAGCUGAAAAGGAUCCCUAAAGAGGAGUCAGAAAGACCGAGUGGGAGAAAAGCAGGAUGCUCCUUUAGUAGGCUAAGCAUGAAGAGUCAUAGACUUUACACCAUGGAGAACCUGCUCAGUCCAGUGAUGCCUUUGCUGAUCCUCCUCCUCCUUCCUGAUGGCGUCCUUUCCGACAAGUGCCCAAAAGGUUGCAUGUGUUCCGCUGCUUACACCGUUCUAUGUCCCCAGAGACGCUCUUCUACCAUUCCCAGGGAAAUAAGCCCACUUACAAAAAGUCUUUAUCUGUUUUCCAAUGGGAUUGAAGGCAUUUUACCUGAGCACUUCGAAGGUCUGAAUGGUUUGGAAAUGCUAGACCUUGGUCAAAAUGAACUGACCCACCUUCCAGACAGGGUGUUUGAAACUUUGACAUCCUUGAGAAAUCUGGAUUUGUCAUCCAACAAGAUAACACACAUCUCAGAGGAAUCCCUCUAUGGAAUGCCACUCCUGGAGCGCCUGUAUCUGCAUAAUAAUGGCAUCAAGACCAUCCACCCUGCAGCCUUCAAUGGUUUGGAGAAUCUGUUGGAACUUAAAUUGCAGGGCAAUAUGUUGACCUCUCUGCCCACCAUCUCAAUUCCCAGCCUGUUGCUGCUGGACCUGAGACAUAAUCCUUUAUCCACUCUGGGCCCUUCAGACCUCCAGACCCCAAACCUUGAGACACUCAUUUUGGCUGAUACAAAGCUCACCAAACUGGAUAAGGAGCUUGUGCAUAAUCUGAAGAAUCUUCAUGAACUGGACCUUUCAUCAAACCUAUUUGAUACUUUCCCACCAGCACUGAAGGAGAUCCCAAACUUGUCUUUUCUUAGCCUGGCUAGAAACCCCAUGCGUUCUCUAAAGUUUGAGAACCUGCAGGUACCUGGCAACAUAAAUGAGUUGGACAUUAGCAACAUCAGUCUACAGGGCCUCCCUGAAGUGUUCCCUCAGCUCUUCCCCCAACUCAGACAACUAGCAGUGGCUGAAAAUCCAUUCAACUGCAUCUGCAGCCUAGCAUGGUUUCCGGGAUGGGUCAGAGAAGACCUGAUACUGGAAAGACAACGGGAAACCCGUUGCCAUUUCCCACCAAUUAAUGCUGGGAAGAUGCUACACAAACUGGAGCAUAGGGAUUUUGGCUGUCCAACCACAACUACAGUUACCACAACUACCGUCAAAACUACUACUACCACCCUCUCUGUUCCGGUAACCAACUUUUCAGCUACAACAAGAGUUAUUCAAGUCCCAAGGGCCAGCAACAGUCCAGUUGAGACAGAGGGUCACUUUCCCCUACCCCCUGUCCCUGCAUCCCCCAGUAGCAGCAGCAUGGACCCAGAUGAAAAACUCAAUUUCUGUCCCCCUAACACCUGUCUGAAUGGUGGCACUUGUCAUUUGAACCAUCAUGGCACAGUAGAGUGUACCUGUCCACAUGGUACCUCUGGUAUGUAUUGUGAAGUACAAAACAUUUAUCCACCUUUAUUGCCUAAAGCUGAACUUCCAAAGGCAACUGUCAUUGCAGACCCACCAGACAUCCGAUGCCAUCAAGCAACAGCAACCUCAAUCUUGCUUGAUCUAAAACGCUACAUCAAAAAACGGCCUCACAUCAGUGGAAUCCGCCUAACCUACAGCAAUCUGUCCGGACCAGACCGCAGACCAAUUCAUCUCAGUCUCCCGGCAUCAGAAAAAUUCCAAGAGUAUAGACUUAGAGGUCUUAAUCCCAACUCCUCCUAUACAAUAUGUGCCAGUCCAUUAGGUGCACCUAAUGGCCUCGACAGUGUCUGCACCGAGGGUCAAACUGCCCCUGGAAGUACAACUGGCCCGCCUGAAAAAAUUCUAAGCCAAAAAUUAAAUCCUAUUCUGGUGCCUGCAACUGCCAUCUUGCCUCUGCUGGUACUGAUAGCAGUAAUAGUGGCACUGGUAUGCUACUUCCGCAGGAAGAAGGCCAAGGGCCACAUGGACCUCGGCUGUGAGCCCUCCCAGCUGGAGCUGGAUGGAGUUGAAGAUGGCAUGGACAAUGGGGCGUUGCCGUGCAAACAGCCUGAACUUGUGAUCCCUGAACCUGCAGUUCAAAACGGUAGUCUGGAAUAUGAAGUGUUGUUACUACAAGAUCACAGUACAUCAAAUAACAAUGUGUCUCCACACAAGCCUUCUUACUUUUAAAAACUGGCAUUGACUAUUCUGAAGUAACGGAGGAGUUUCAAUUCUUCUGUGCUGCCCCUCCAAAUGGAAUACAAAUAGCAGCAACUGCUGUUUUUAAGUGGUGGAAACUGUAUCAGCCAAACAGCAAGGAACUCACUGCCCUUUGACUGUCCGAGUUGACGGUAAAUAAGUUAAAAAAUGAUUUCUUUGGAUUUUUGAAAUCAUUAAAAGUGAUUUACUCCACAUCUGCGUCAUGCUAUGACAACAGUCCUCACUGACUUUCAUCUAUCUUGCUGUGAUAAUUGAGAUGAUUUCUUGUCAUUGGCUGAAAUUUGGAGGUUAAGAGACAUUAUAAGCUUAUGCCUUCCUUUAUGUACAGUCUCUGAGCACUGAGGUGGGAUUGUGCUGCCUUUCCCAGUGCGGGUAAACAAUUUAGUGAUUGUUUUUCCUGCUUAGAGCAGCUACCCCAAAGGGAUCAGUGCAUGCUGUGAAUGACUGUUAAGUCACCAAUAGAGUUGUGGAGUGGACAUGGAUGAUGUUUAUAUUAUUUUAUCUGGAUCUAAAGCAUUGUUUUGUAUGUAUGUUUCUGAAUAUGUUUCUCUUUUUUUAAACUGUACAACAUUGUGAAUGUUUAAACCCCUCACUACCCUCUCCCCCACCAUGUAUGACUAACAGACAAAACAGCAGAUUAAAAUCUUUGAAGAUUUAAACUCAUUUGGUACCAGUUAAAUCAGUCAGAAGGUUUUGCCCCCAGAAUCUCAGACAGUCUAAGUAGAUCUGAGUCUUGACUGAGUAAAGACUAAAUCCCCCUUCUUAAAUGUGAAGCCCUCUGCAUGGUUUGCCACCACAAAGGCAGAAGGGAAGCAGGAUUACAACAAGGUACAGAGGGAAUUAGCUGAUUGAGCCCCCUCUAAUUUAGUGUUCAGUGCACUUUGUUUCAACCAUUUUAAAGUUAGUCUUUUGGUAAAUACUCAAAUGAUUACACAAUGGCAAAAGAGAUCUUAAGUGGCUCUAUUUAUUGUUUAUCUUCCCUGUAAGGGAAAUUGCGUUAUCCAAUAACCCCGGUUCAAAAACUUCAUAUUAUUUGGCUAAGCUUAAGACAAAACAGGCAAAUGAGUACCGGAUGUGUGUUGUGCUUCACAUGAGCAAAAAAUGAUCCUUAAUGAUGUAUAAUGUACAAUCUUGUAACCAUCCAGGCGAUGGAGACGGGAGAUGCAUAAAUGAUCAACAUCCAUGUUGCUGUGUGGUGAACCGGGAGAAUACGGCACAAAGAAGCAGUUGACUGUGUGCAUAUGUAGAUCCCUCAACUUGCUUUCCCGAUAAUGCAAUUGCAUGUCCUGUCUUGUGCAAAGACCUGUAGACAUCUAGCUACUAUCAGUUACUCUCUUAAUAUGCCCAAAUGCCAAAGAGUACUUACAGCCCCAACAGGUCUGCCUUAGGGGAAACCCAAAAAAGAUUAAUCUGUGAAAGCCUGUAAAGUUACCCACAGUAUUUCCACCACAUAAGUUCCAUGCCACAAAAUGCCUUCAAAUCAAAUGAUGCAACUGGAAUAUUUGAUUGUAAAAUAAAAUACAUUGAGGAUCACCAAAAGUAUUUUCGAUGUGAACAUUAUUUUUUCCCUGUUUAUUUGGGGAAGUUGUUAUUUGUUGUUCGUUUUUUAUUAUUAUUCUGUGAAUGCAUUUGUAUAAAUUGAAAACUCAUAUUAUCAAUAAAUGA
Menidia menidia (Atlantic silverside) is the source of this 4176-nucleotide messenger RNA. Lineage: Eukaryota; Metazoa; Chordata; Actinopteri; Atheriniformes; Atherinopsidae. The record is from the annotation of a GenBank genome assembly.